Messenger RNA from Ogataea polymorpha, 871 nucleotides. RefSeq lists its product as uncharacterized. Lineage: Eukaryota; Fungi; Ascomycota; Pichiomycetes; Pichiales; Pichiaceae. The record is from RefSeq and is a predicted model, not a curated record. Gene Ontology annotation, molecular function: nucleic acid binding; zinc ion binding. Bases 1 to 447 code for a protein of 148 amino acids. The transcript has a single exon.
AUGGGGCGGUAUUCGGUAAAGAGAUACAAGACAAAGCGGAGAACGAGAGACCUGGACCUCAUACACAGCGACCUGUCCACUGAGGAGUCGAUCCAGAGCCUCAAACACCAGCCUCAAGACGAGACAAAGCCCGGAUUGGGCCAGUAUUAUUGCAUCCACUGUGCAAAAUAUUUCCUCGAUAACAAGGCCCUAGGCGCGCAUUUGAAGGGCAAAGUUCACAAAAGAAGGGUCAAGAACCUGAGCAAACUUCCGUACACUCAACUGGAGGCCGAGGCCGCCGCAGGAACCAAUUUGAACAAGUAUAUCGAGAAAGUGAACGAGUAUCAGCAGAAAGAGCCUGCUAGGCUGGAGUUGAAAAAACAACUGCUGAGCACGCAGCUGGAGGAGAAUGACCAGAAGGACAGUCUGGCGCAACAGGAGUUUGCGGGUGAAAUGGCUGUAGAGUAAGUCACCGGAGAUCUUUGAUUUGGAACGGUAAAUCUUUCAGCACUACAUGACCCGUUUUCGUUGACGUUCGGUCACAUUCGACAUAUAGAUUAUCGCUCUCGUGCGGAUGGAACCCCGACUGGUUGCAGUUGGUGAUGACAGGGAUUCCUGGAGGGUCUGUUAGUCUGAAGAUCCCCAAUUGGCGCUCAAAUUUGGGAGAACAGACAACUGCUAUAGCUUCAUUAAGCAUGAUCUGGUAAGAGUUUUGCGUGUGUAAAUCGACUGACGACAGGAAGCACGAUUGUGUGGGGUGCGUAUGGAUCCAUCCGAGCACGAACAGGUCGAGAUUGUCGAUGAAGUCAAACAGUUUUUCCUCGUUUUUUGUAUUGCAUGUAUUGGGAGUCGAGUCUUGCUCGGGAAUCACAAGAUAAUUGAUGAAGAAUGC